Arachis stenosperma is the source of this 1394-nucleotide messenger RNA. RefSeq names its product GDSL esterase/lipase At5g45910-like. The record is from RefSeq and is a predicted model, not a curated record. NCBI's taxonomy places the organism in Eukaryota, Viridiplantae, Streptophyta, Magnoliopsida, Fabales, Fabaceae. The coding region runs from base 25 to 1152 and encodes 375 amino acids. Gene Ontology annotation, molecular function: hydrolase activity, acting on ester bonds. The transcript has 5 exons.
CAUUCAUACCUUUACGCUAACAACAUGAUGAAGUUCUAUAUCCUCUUAAUCAUAGGAUAUUUCUCAUGUUGUUUCCAUGAUAAGGUUGUUUCAGUUCCAAGUCCUAUUCCAUAUAAGUCUAUUUUCAACUUUGGUGACUCAUUGAGUGACACUGGCAAUUUCCUUGCCUCUGGUGCCAUUCAAUUCCCCGUCAUCGGAAAGCUUCCUUAUGGGGUAACCUUCUUUAGAAAGGCCACCGGCCGCUGCUCCGAUGGCCGACUGAUAAUUGAUUUCAUAGCUGAGGCAUAUGGUUUGCCACUUUUGCCACCGUAUCUGAACCUAAGCAACGGACAAAACAUUAAGCAAGGAGUGAAUUUUGCUGUUGCUGGAGCCACUGCGCUUGAUGCAGAAUUCUUCAUCCAAAGGGGAAUUGGAAAAGCUUUGUGGACUCGUGAUUCAUUGAACGUUCAGCUUGGCUGGUUCAGGAAGCUUAAACCCUCUCUUUGCACCACUAAACAAGAUUGUGAUAACUACUUCAAGAAUUCUCUAUUCAUGGUGGGGGAGAUAGGUGGUAAUGAUUAUAACUAUGCGGCAGUUUUUGGUGGAAAUGUUAGCCAACUACUAGAUAACGUUCCUGUAGUUGUUGAAGCAAUAACAAACGCCACCAGGGCAUUGAUAGAAGAAGGAGCAGUGGAGUUAGUGGUGCCGGGAAAUUUGCCAGUUGGGUGCUCAGCUGUGUACCUGACCUUGUUUAGAAGCCCAAACAAAGGGGACUACGAUGAAAAUGGAUGCUUGAAUGCCUUCAAUGGUUUUGCAAUGUACCAUAACGAACAGCUCCAACUUGCCUUAAGGAAUCUAAGGCACAAAUACCCUCAAGCAAGGAUCAUCUAUGCUGACUAUUACGGUGCAGCGCAACGUUUCUACCGUGCACCAGGGCACUAUGGGUUCCGAAGGACAUUAAAAGCAUGCUGUGGAGGAGGUGGACCGUUCAAUUUCAACAAUUCAGCAAGGUGUGGUCACAUUGGCUCAAACGCAUGUCCAGAUCCAUCCAAGUAUCCUAACUGGGAUGGAAUUCACUUGACAGAAGCAUCUUACAGGCACAUAGCUAGGGGUCUAGUUAACGGUCCUUUCUCAAGGCCCCCUCUCAAGUCCUCUCCCUUUAUCAUACCAUAGACAUAAAUGUAACAAUGACAUUCAAAUAACACCUUCCCUUGUUAACUACUUCAUUCAGCAUUUAGUUUCUUUAGUUAUGCCUAUCAAAGUAGCUCUGUCUUUUUAUUAUUGCAUUGUUGACUCUAUUAUGUGUAUUGUUUCACCAUAAUCCACAUUCACUGUACUGCCUACUGAGCUUAAAUAGGAUUGAAUUUAUUUGAGCAUCCAAAAAGAAAAACGUGACUAUUAAAUACGUCUAUCUU